Molecule: messenger RNA, 1503 nt
Organism: Caenorhabditis remanei
Lineage: Eukaryota; Metazoa; Nematoda; Chromadorea; Rhabditida; Rhabditidae
Exons: 12
Coding region: 1-1503 (500 amino acids)
Molecular function (GO): oxidoreductase activity, acting on metal ions
Source: RefSeq, a predicted model, not a curated record
AUGUCCAUCAACGAUUUUCACCAUAAAAGUUGUUUAUUCAUCUUUUUGUUUUUACUUCUCGAUCAGUCAGUAUCCUCUUUCUCAUUCGACCAAUGCAACGUGACACGUUCUUGUUGGUUCCAUCCUCCAGAAUGUAAUGCAGAUAACUCGGCAGCUUGUCAGUCAGGUGUCGAAUGGCAAAUGCUUCCAGAAGGACUCUUUCUACAAUUAGAAGCAAAAGUCCAUGAUUUGGACCAAACUCGUCCGUUCUAUGCAGCGUUAGGGUUUAGCUUCAACCAGCGAAUGGACGAUGAUACGGUUUUCGAAUGCGUCGUUCCGCACACUGGAAACGGAAAAGUGCAAAUUUCGUUCAACGACGAAACGUUCAAUCAGGUUCUGCCGCAGGCGUCAUCAGUACUUCUCACUGAAGGAACAACUUCUUAUAUUGAUGGAGUUUUGACGUGCAGUGCAAAGUUAUUGUUGGAUAAUCGACCAUUGAUUAGUAAUGAGUCACAAUUCAUGGUUCAUGAUUUGGAAUCUGGUUCUUAUCAUCUACUUUUUGCAAGAGGAAGUGCUAAUAAAUAUACUCUCGAAAAAGAUAUUCACUCAACGAACGAUGGUCAACAGUUCCCAUGGAUGUCGGAUGAACAAGUUUCAUUUUGUCGAACGAAUUGCUCAUCUCCAAAUUUAUAUCAUAUUGGAGCCAUGAGACAAACUUAUAAUGUUUCAAGAUACUGGAGAUACAGAAUUGCAGUUUGGCAUGGAAUCUUAUUGAUGUUCGCUUGGUGGGUUCUCGGAUCAACUGCUAUUCUCAUCAGUCGGUACUUUAAACCAUUGUUCCCACGAAACAAACUUCUUGGUACUGCAGUUUGGUUUCAGCUUCACCGUGACAUGAUGAUACUCUCAGUUAUCAUUCAAGUCGUCUGCGUUCUCUUCAUUUUUUACCAAGCGGGAUGGGUUUGGUAUCAGUGUUCGUAUAUGUGUACUUCUGAUGAUUUCUCGAAAAAAAUGCACGCAAUAACUGGGUUCACUGCGACCGUGUUAGCUCUAUUACAACCAGUAUUCGGAUUUCUCCGACCUUCUCCAACUUCAAAUGUUCGUCCAUUCUUUAAUUGGGGCCAUUGGUUCAUUGGAAUGUUCUCAUGGGCUGUUGCAUCGGCAACUAUUGUUCUCUCAAUUCCAAUGGGUAAGACUGGGUUGAACAGAUUAUAUGGUCAUGUUCCCAACUGGAUUGUUCUUGGAUAUAUUCUCUUUUUCAUUGGAUGCAAUUUGAUUUUGGAAAUUAUCACAAUAGCCAGCAACAAAAGCAAAAUAGAAGGAAUUCAACCCCAUCGAUUCACAGUUGGCCCGAUGGGAAUGGCAUUAGCAAACCUGAAUACUCCUAUAAAAGAUGCACCUAUUGAGGUGCCUAAACGUACAAAAGCUCGAGUGACCGUAGUUUUAGUUCAUUUAGUUGUGAGUUUAUCUGUGAAUAUAGCCUUCGCAGUUAUGUUAUUCCGUGCACUUUGGUCCCAUUCUCCCUAG